This is a messenger RNA of Mytilus trossulus (common blue mussel), 5810 nucleotides long. RefSeq lists its product as uncharacterized. Gene Ontology annotation, biological process: protein transport. NCBI's taxonomy places the organism in Eukaryota, Metazoa, Mollusca, Bivalvia, Mytilida, Mytilidae. Bases 86 to 1186 code for a protein of 366 amino acids. The record is from RefSeq and is a predicted model, not a curated record. Gene Ontology annotation, cellular component: cytoplasm. The transcript is spliced from 12 exons.
AAGAAACAGAUAGGGAUUUUCCACAUUUUUUAUUACUUCAUGAACUUAAUGUCAACUUUUCUUUCAUGGUCAGAAAUGGGGUGAAAUGAAUCAAAUCAUCUUAAGAACACAUAAAAGUUCAUAUGAACCUGGUGAAGAAAUAUUUGGAGUGGUAUAUUUGAACAUAGCUAACCCUACAGCAGGUACUGGAGUUUGUGUCAGAUUUGAAGGUUAUGAACAUUUUAUUUACAAUUCUGGAAUAAGAGAUGAUCCUGAAUAUUUAGUAAAGAAGCAGUACAUAGAUUGUCCAUUUGACCUUUAUAAAUCUCAAGAUAACCUUGGUAUUGGAAGUUAUGUUUUUCCCUUCAGAUUUCAGCUGUUGAAUGAUUUACCAGGUUCUUUUAAAGCUUCUAGUGCAGGAGGAAAUAAGUGGUGGAAAGCCAGAAUACAGUACUGGAUAUCAGCAGAAUUGAUCCAUGCUGAAACUGUAAAGGUUACCCAAGAUGUUGUAAUAAAUCAAGCUUUGCCUAAUACAGUAAGACCAUCAGGUCCAACACAGAAUACAAUAGAAACUAUAGAUAUAGCUAAACUUCCAUUGUAUAGUAGGAAAUUGUCUGUAACUGCCAGGUUGUUUGAACAUAUUCAUUUAUCUGGAGGUGUAGCUAGAUUAAGAAUCAUCAUCACAAAUAACACAAAAGUCAAUGUGAAGACAAUAUAUGUUAAAUUAUAUGGAGUUUUUGCCCUGAUGACAAAAGGAUCAAAAAUGAAUCCAGAUGAUCCAUGUGUGACAGAAAUAGAUGAUAAUGUUAUUAUUGAACCUAAAGAAAAUCCACAUCUAAUUUGGGAGGCCAUGCCAGUCGAAGGAUGUAAUUCUGAAAUUCUUAAUACGGGUAUUGACAAUGUUCAUGUUCCACUACAGUAUAGAGAUGGAUCCCCACUUCCACCUACAGUCAGUAGUAAAUAUCAUAUAAAGUGUACAUAUGAAAUAGAAGUGAUUGUAGAGUUACAGAAUUUAAAGAGAGCCUCUUUGAUGUUACCUCUUCAUUGUGUAAGACACACUCAGGAUGACACGUGGUCCAAAUGGCAGGCUCCACAAUGGGUGUAUGACACAGAAAUACUUACAUCAAACAGUCGCUUCAGUGUACCAGAAAAUGUUUUAAAUGGCCCUGCAUUUUCUGGAAUUCCAAGAUUUCAACCUUUGAGCUGACAGUAAAAGAUAAUGUAACAAUCCAUUUAGCAAUUAAUUCAAUUUCCAUUAAUAUGUUGUUUAUCAUCCUUCUCUUCAUCAUGAGAAACAGUUUCUCCUAAAGCCAUUCAUACUGUUACUCAACUAUUAUCUCUGGUAUUGUAGUUCUGAUAAAUUGAAUACAAAGUAAAGUUGGAAUUUCUCUCAUUUUAAUUGUAUUGGCAAAAAGAGAGAACUUCAAACUCUUUCUCUUAAAAAGUUUUAGUUGGAAAAAUGAGAGACAAAGAAAAAAUAUCUGGUUAAACUUGGUGCUUAAAACUUAAAAAGAGUGCUGUAGAUUUUGUGUCUUGAAUGAAAAUUUCCCCCUGAUAAACAUAGUUUGUUCUGUUCUGUUUAGUUUCUUGAUUUUUAUUUUUGUGCCAUAUGCAUAUAUUUGUUUUCUGAUAGACUACAAACAGUUGUGCCAAAAAAUAUAUUACUACUGUAACAUGCUUUUUACUGACUUGAAGUUAAAUAAAUUCAGCAAAAAAAAUCAAAAAAUCUAAUAUCUUAUUUUAACAAUAAUCAAUUCAAGUCGUCUCUUUGCAGACAAAAAUAACGGAAAUGUGUAAUUCAUUAUUGAAUUUGCUCCUCUUACCUUAAAUAGCUAGAACAAUGAAUAUGGAUACAUGUAUGUGUUUUGGUUUCUGAUGCUUAUUUCCUUGAGUUUUUUUUUAAUAUGAAUUAUAGAACUAGUGCUCCCUGAAAAACUAUUUUGUAUGAAAUUAGCCUUGAAAUUUGUUGUCUCCCAUAAUUAUACAUAUUUUAGAUCAACCCUUAAAUGGAUUUACAGAGAAAUUCACAUUUUAUAUUAUUAUUGUCAUAUUACUGCCUUAUAUUGUGUCAAGGAUAAUGUAUGGCUAUUUUUGUGUACUGGUAAUUUAUUUCAAGGCAAAUGUAAUAUAAAUUCUCAUAAAUACAUAAAGCUUACAAUAAAAGUAUUGAUAAAAAAUGCUUCCAAUCUAAGUUACAUGGUUAUAUGGUUAUUGUUGUUCAUGGCCAUAUAAUAACUGGUUCUGAAGUGCCACUUAUUCUUACCAUAAUCUUUUAAAUAGAUUUAAAGGAGACCUGAUUUUCAUCUUGCUGGCCCAGAAACCAGAUUCAAUUAAUCAGGAUGACUUUGUGUCCAGAAGAUAACAUGAUGUGGUAUGAUUGCCAAUGAGACAGCCAUCCACAAAAGACCAAAAUGCCACAGAAAUAAACAUCUAUAGGUCACUGUAUGGCCUUCAACAAUGAGCAAAGCCCAUACUGCAUAGUCAGCUAUAAAAGGCCCUGAAAUACAAUGUUAAACAAUUCAUUUCAGAAAACUAGUUCAUUAUGAGGAGUAGUUUGGAAAAGAAAAUGAUUCCAAAAGCUCAUUCUUGUCAUCCACUCUUAUUUGAACGUAUGAAAAAAGAAAAAAAAAAUUAGCUACCAUAUAUAUGUAAUGACCACUACAUGACUAUAUCUCUUGACAAUGUUUGAAAAUAAACAUUAUAAUUAACCUAACAUCCUAUUUUUUUAUUUUUGUUUUGAACUAUGGAUUUAGUUUUAUUUGUUUGUAACAAAUUUUCAUUGAUUUCGUGGGUAUAGAUGAACCACUAAUUUAAAUGUUAAAUGAAGUAUAAUUUGACAUAGGAUUGUGUGUACACUUUGGCUAAAACAAAGAAUCGCUUUGCUCAUUGUUGAAGACCGUACUGUGACCUAUAGUUGUUAAUGUCUGUGACAUUUUGGUCUCUUAUGGACUGUUGUCUCAUUGGCAAUUAUACCAAAUCUUCUUUUUUUUUUUUAUAUCAACCAAGAUAUAAGUUUUAUCCAAUCCUUGAAAUUAAAUGAAUCCACAGUAAAUUUUGAUUAAACCUAUGAUAAAAAGAAUUCUCAAGGACUUAAGUAAUAAAACUGUCAACAUUUGUGAAACAAAUUCAAAUCCAGUAUUAAAUUUGAAAUUGCUGAGCAUACAUUAUUUCAUCAUCACCAUUAUUUCCAUAGAAAAAACAUUUAUUCUUUUGACAUAUAUAUAGUGCACAUCUUGAACUACUUCACUAAUAGGUUUAUUAUAAUGAAUGUAUUAAAAACUUAUUUAUCAUUUGCUGUUUUAAAUCUCAAGGUUACACUUCAAAUGAUAGUUUUCAUCCAUUUGGUAAAAUAAAUGAAAUCAUCAAAUGAAAAUUAAGAAAAAGAAUAUCCUUGCCUAGAGCUUAAAAUAAAUGUAUUGAGUGCAUCAAUACUCUGAAGCAGCUUUAGUUAUGCCAUUUUUAAUGAAUAUCUAACAUAGUUAUACACAGAAUGAUGAAGUAAAGAUUUAUUAUUAUUUUUUUGAUAGAUAUAAAGUUAUUUUUACGAUAUGAGAUUGAAUUAUUUAGAUACUAUAAAAUGGCAAGUUAUUAUUAUUUAUUGUCAGUUUUUCCCCGUAAACAUUUUUAUGAAGGUAUAACAACAGUGUAUUACAUUUAAAAGGCACUUUUAUUGAUUAUAGUUAAUCUGUACGAAGAGAGAACAUUCUGCUACAGGCUCUUCGCCAGGUGUAACAUUAUGAUACUGAAAUCUGUGCUUAAUAAAAAUUGAUAUUAUUGACUGCUUUUAAAAUGUCAGUAUAAACUACAUGCUGUUCAUAGUGUUGUAUUAUAUUUUGUCAUUUAUGAUAUUGUAUAAUGCAUCCAUUUUGUAUUACAUUCUAACAUCUGUUACAAAUAUGUAGAUGAACCCAUGUGCCUCUGUAAUCUGUCAAAAAGAAACAUCUUUCUUUUUAUCAAAAAUUAGCAAAUUAAUGCUUUACUUGAUGCUUUUAGUUGUUAAAAGCAAAGAAGCAUUGAGGAAUGUCAAAAACAUUUACCCGUCAAUAUGCAGAUAUAUUAAAUGUUCAGGAUCUGCUGAAAUCAGCAUCUUCCAAUUAUGUACUUGUGAUAAUGUAUGUCUUCUAAUCAGCAGGUUAAAGCUCUUUGAGUCUGCUUUCAAUAUCUGCUAUGAUGCAAUAUGAUAUGACAUGGUUUAUAUUUUGUUUUGUUAUGUAUUUUGUAAUACAGAGAUAAAUGAUUUAAAGCUUCUGCUGGUUUAAUAUUUACAGUGCAUACAGUACAUUCAUCCACUAAUAGCUUGAUAGAUUUGUAAAUUGUUGAAGUUUGUAUGUUAACAGUUAUAUCCGUUUGGUUGUUUUUUUUAUGGGUUGCUGUCUCAUCAAAAUAGAAUGUAAUAAUACUGGAGGAACUUCAUGACCAAAAGAUUUAAUUCUUACAAUACUAGGUGAAAUAUUUUUUUUCUUUCUUCUGGAUGAUAAGCUUAAUGUGCUUUCAUAUCAAACACAUGUGCUUUCAUAUCAAACAAGUAUUUUAUGUAGUAUGGUGUUGUCUUUAAUACCAUGAAAAAAAUAGAGCUUCCAAACUUAACUUACCAAAGAAAUUAUAAAAUAGAUAUAAUGUAAAUUAAGUGUUAUUGUAAAAUUGCAAUUUUAAGUUGUUUACAGUAAAUUAUACAUGAAACAUUCCAUUUAAUUAUUCACAAAUUUAUGUUUUUAUAUUAUUGUGUUUAUAUAAAUUUAUUUGUUAAAUUAUAAAAUAUAUUGAUAUGCCAUGUAAUAUUGUGUUCAUUAUGUAAUUCAUUCUUUUGAAAUCCAAGUGAUUAUUAUACAAUAUUGAAUUUUCAAACUUUUGAAAUGGAAAUAGAAGCAAAAAAGUCAUAUUACAAUUAACUCCAUGUAAGAAUUCAAUUUGAAUAGCUCUUGACCAUUAAAGUGUGAAUAAAAAUAUCCAUAUGGGGGGUGUUUUCAUAUAACUAUUUCACACGAAACAUACAUCUGGCAUCCUAAAUUGUUAAUCAUGGUAUCUUUGAUAAUUUUUUCAACCUCUUUCAAAGUAUCAUUUUAAAAAGAUUAACUCAAUAAAAAGAAUCUUUAUUGAAGUUAUGGCAAAGUAGAUUGAUUGUUGUCAGAAGUCUUUCUAACAAUGAUUCAGUAACAGGAUUUUUUUUUUGCCAGUGUAUGAUCCCUUUGUAUAUCUUAUGGAUCAAAAUGUUAUAGAGUUUGCCAUUUUUAGUGAUAUCAUCAUCUUUUUCAUUGUAUUGAAAUUAAUGGACAAAAUUUGAUAGUCUCAUAUCUUAGAUAUAAACAUUAAGCUAUUUAGUCAGUUAUUGAACAUUGGUUGGUUAGAAAUAUAUUAAGCUGGAAAAAAAAUGAUGUCUUAAAAAUAAGUUUACCUAAUUUAGACUAAAUUUCAUGUAACAGUUUGUUUGCAGUCUAGAAUCUUCCUAAAAAAGUUAAAGAAAAUUAUUCAUAUGCAUAGAUAUGGGUUUUUUAAGGGAAAAUAAAUUCAUCAUAGAUACCAGGAUUUAAUUUAGUAUUCACGCCAGAUUUAAAAGGGGGAGUGUAUCACAUCUAAGUUUCAAAGAAAAUUGAAAAUGAUACAUUUUUUUGAAAUAUGUGUUUUAGUAACAUUGCACAGUUUAAGUAACCUUUAUUUGUGAACAUGAAUAAAAAAUAUAUUUACUAUAUCAUAUAUCAACAUAUUGCAAGUAUGAAACUCCUGGUACUUAUUACAGAAUUUUACAAUAUUUGUUUUUUUAUAUAUUUAUGAAAUGUAAAUGUGAUAGUAAGCUUAUGCUUAAGAUUUCUACAAUAAAUGCAUUUAAAUAUAAA